AUGCCAAAUAUUGAAUUCAUAAUAACUGCCGAGUUUCACAUAGAUAAAGGUCCUUCAAUAUUACAUCAAUAUCCAACAGAUAUACCUGGUUUAAAGAAUUUAUAUUUUUUACCAGAAUUAAUGUUACCUGAUCAAAUUCAUAAACGACUGGAAGAUUUUACGUUAUUUUUAUUAUAUAGAAAUAUGAAUACUGGAGAAUUUCAAUAUUUAUUUAAUAGAUCAACUUGUGAACCAGAUCCAUACUUUCUUUAUACAAUUGUUAUAAAUUUAAAAAAUGAUGAAUUUAAAAGAGGGUCUCAAAUUAAAUCAUUAAGUAUAUUAACUAAAUUAAAUUAUUUUAAAAAUUUUAAACCAAUAUUGUUAAUUUGCCUUGAUUUAUAUUUUAAAAAUAAUCAAAUUGAAUAUUUAAAAGAAUUGUAUAAUUGCAUAAAUAAUAAAAAUUUUGAAAUUAAUAAUAAUGGUGCAAGUGAAAAAUUAUCAAUUAUAAAGAAAUUAUUAAUUACUUCAAUAUUGGAUUUACCUAUUAAUGAUAAAAUAUAUUAUGAUGAAAAAUUUAGAUCAAAAAUAUUUGGUUAUAAUAAUAGAGAUAAUGUUUUAAUUAAUGAAGAUUUAUUUAUUAGAAAAGAUUUAAGUUUUAAUUCGAUUAUUAAUUUUAAUAAGAUGAAUAUACCUAUAAGAAUACCGUUAUUAGAUUUACCAGAUACAACUGGAGAUUAUUUCAAUCCUACAGAUUUGAAUUUUAAACCAAAUUUGAUAACAUUGUUGAAUUCAAAAUUAUCAACACCGUAUCUAAAUAAUGAAAUUACAAUUUAUGGUCUUCAAACUCCUCCUAUAAUAAUAUUAAUAAAUGCUUUAUUAACUGGAAAGAGAGUAUUAUUAUUAAGUUAUGAGAAUUCAAGUGGUUAUAUAAUUGAUUUUAUAUUGUUAAUUUUAAAAAUUAUUACUGGUGGUGGAAUUUUAAGUGGAUUAUUAACAAAUUAUAAUAUUUUCCCAAUUAUUGAUGUUUCAAAAAUUGAUUUAUUAGAAGAAUGUGAUUCUUAUUUAGCUGGUACUAUAAAUCCAUUCUUUAAAAAUAACGAUAAAUUAUGGGAUUUAAUGUAUGAUUUAGAUUCAAAUGAAUUUUUGUUAAGUUCAAAAUAUAAAGAAGAUGAAACUAAAAAGCAAGAUGAUUUUGGAGCAUUCCGAAAUUCAAUUAUUUCAGAAGAUGCUAAAUUUUUAUCAAAUUUACAAUUAUCAUUAUUUAAUUAUAAUGAUGAUUUAACUACAAUUCAAUUAAUUUUCAGAAGACAUAUAAAUGAAAUUAUAAGGAUUUUAUUAAGCUCAAAAAAUUUUAAUCUAGCUGAAAAUUCAAAUAAUAAAGAUUUGAUUUUAUUAUUAGAUGGUAUUGGUUAUUAUUGGACAAGUGAUACAAAUAAACUAUUGGAAAUUUCAUGUUAUCAAUUGAUAUCUAAAAAGUUUCAAGAUUUACUAUAUGAUUCAAAAUUUACAUAUAAUUUACUUUUACCUAAUCUAUCAAAUGAAUUAAAUUUAACGAUUGAUUUACAUUAUCAUUUACAAAAGUUAAAUAAUGUGAUACUGAGUAAAUCAAUAAAUUUCAAUCUAGGAGGGAAGAGUAAUAACUCAAAAGUUAAUGAACGUGAAAUAUGGUUUAACAUUUUGAAAUUUUUAAUUUCAGGUCGAUCAUUGGAAAUAUUUUUAUUAAUAACUUAUCUAAUGCCACCUAAUAGUUCAUCAAGCUUACAAAGUUCAUCUGCACAUGGUGGAAUUCUAACUAUAUUUGAUAAAAAUAAAGGUUUGGAACUAUUGUUGAUCAAUCUAUUUAAUUAUGAUGAUCAGAUCAAGUCGAAUGUGGUGAUGAUAUUACAAGAGUUACAAGAUAAUUAUUUAUGUGGUUGGUGUUUGAACAUGUUUUUGAAAUCUAACUUGAUUUACGAGCUAGCAUUUAAUGAAUUAACAGAUAAUUAA
Molecule: messenger RNA, 1965 nt
Organism: Insectozyma verbasci
Lineage: Eukaryota; Fungi; Ascomycota; Pichiomycetes; Serinales; Debaryomycetaceae
Source: the annotation of a GenBank genome assembly